Messenger RNA from Meloidogyne enterolobii, 1371 nucleotides. NCBI's taxonomy places the organism in Eukaryota, Metazoa, Nematoda, Chromadorea, Rhabditida, Meloidogynidae. The record is from the annotation of a GenBank genome assembly.
AUGGAUGCUCCAAAUGUUCAAGCAGCAAUUGACCAAAGACUUGCAGAAGUCCUUCAAGGAAUAGUUUCUGUAAUGACUGGGAUAAUUGUUGCCUUUUAUUUUGGUUGGAAUGUUGCCCCAAUUGGAUUGACUACAGCAGCUAUUUUGGUUGUAGCACAAACUUCUGUUACUAAUUAUUUGAAAAGGAGAGGAAUGAGGGAUAUGUUACUUGCUGAAGAUGCUAGUAGGAUAGCAGCAGAGUCGAUAGAAUAUGUCCGUACCGUUCAGGCGCUCAAUAGGCAAAGAACUGUUUAUGAACGAUUCCGUUCGGCAGCAAAACUUCCACACAAACUUGCUUUUAUUAGAGGUAUUUGGACUUCUUUAUCGAUAGCAAUUAGUUCAAGCUUUGUUCCCUUUAAUUUCGCCAUUACCUAUUAUUUGGGACUUUGUUUAAUUCAAAGAGGAUAUACAACACCUUUUGUAUUAUUCCAAGUUGUUGAAGCAUUAAAUUUGGCAUCAUUUACUAUAAUGACUGCAGCUGCAUAUUUUCCUGAAUAUAUGAGGGCUAAACUUUCUGCUGGUUUAAUGUUUGCAAUGGCUAGUCUUCGCCCCCGCAUCGAUUCUCUUUCCGAUACUGGUCUAGAUGCACCAAUUACCGGCCAAAUUGAUGCCCAAAACAUCCAUUUUGCUUAUCCAAAUUCUGGAAAUUUCCAAUUAGCUUUAAAUGGGUUUUCAUUGACAGCUUUAGCAGGAAAAACUGUUGCCCUAGUUGGGCCUAGUGGGUGUGGGAAAAGUACAAUGAUACAGUUACUUGAACGAUUUUAUGAUCCUUUUAGUGGAGUAUUAAGUAUUGACGGAGUAGAUAUUCGUCGUUACAAUAUUCGCCAUUUACGAAACUCAAUCUCCUUAGUUGGCCAAGAACCUACUUUAUUUGCACUUUCAAUAAAAGAAAAUAUAACUUAUGGACUUGAUAAAAACGAUAUUAAUGAAGAUAAAAUUAAAUUAGCAGCAAAAUUAGCUAAUAUUCACGAUUUUAUUGAAUCUCUUCCUCAAAAAUAUGAUACUCCAGUAGGCUCUCGUGGAGCGCAGUUAAGCGGGGGACAAAAACAACGUAUUGCUAUUGCACGUGCAAUUAUUAGAGAUCCGAAAAUUCUUUUGUUGGAUGAAGCAACAAGUGCGUUAGAUACUGAAAGUGAAAAGGUAGUCCAACAAGCAUUAGAAGCAGCCCGUACAGGCCGUACUUGUUUAGUAAUAGCUCAUCGCUUAAGUACAGUUCAAUCUGCCGAUUUAAUUAUUGUAAUGCGUGAAGGACAAGUUUUGGAGAUGGGGACACAUUUACAAUUACUGCAGAGUGGGGGGCUUUAUUAUAAACUUGUACAGAGGCAAAAAUAA